Messenger RNA from Pieris rapae (cabbage white), 2096 nucleotides. RefSeq names its product PTB domain-containing adapter protein ced-6 (gene ced-6). The record is from RefSeq and is a predicted model, not a curated record. The transcript is spliced from 13 exons. The coding region runs from base 343 to 1833 and encodes 496 amino acids. NCBI's taxonomy places the organism in Eukaryota, Metazoa, Arthropoda, Insecta, Lepidoptera, Pieridae.
UCCGCGCGGGGGCCCGGUUAGAACGCACGCAACAUUUAUACGUUUUCAUUUUUAAACCAUUAAAAACAAAGGCAAAAAGUGUCUUUGUGCAAUCGUUCUUGUUAAGUGUUUCGUUAUUUUGUGUUACUUAGUGAAAAAACAAGACCUAAUCAGUCGGAGCUAGAACUCAUGUCCUUGGAGAGAAACUGAAUAAGACUUGUUGCAUACAGCGGUCCAAAUAUCAAUAACAUAUGCUAUCUGUGGUCAGAUUCAUUUGCAUCAGAGCAUCGCUCAGUCAGACCUCGCAUUCGUUGCGUGCGGACGUCUUGUGAAUUUUUAAAGUGAAGUGAAGUGCUCUGUAAAAUGGACGGGCCCUUAGUGACGAGUUAUAGCGAGGAUUUUAGUGGUAAAGGGAAGAAUUCAAGAAUGUCUACCCUGCUCUUCUGGCAGGGCAAAGGCAAGGCGAACGGUACCCCAAAUGGCAGGAACUGGAUACACGCACCAGACGCGUUGGUGAAGGGGCAUGUGGCGUAUUUGGUUAAGUUCCUCGGCUGCACACAUGUGGAUCAGCCGAAAGGGAUUGAAGUGGUCAAGGACGCCAUCAAGAAGUUGCAAUUCACGCAGCAACUGAAGAAGUCGGAGACAAAAGAUGCUGCCAAAUGCAAAAAGGUGGAGAUCACCGUGUCUGUAGAUGGAGUGGCUAUACAGGAGCCACGAUCGAACAACGUGAUGUAUCAAUUUCCACUUCAUAGGAUCUCUUACUGCGCUGAUGAUAAAGGGGCGAAGAAGUAUUUCUCUUUUAUUGCUAAAGGUGGUAGUACAGUCAACGGUGUAAAUGGACACGAUACAAAUAUGGAGAAACACGAAUGUUUUGUGUUUAUUUCGACGAAAUUGGCUUCGGAAAUCACCUUGACUAUUGGACAGGCGUUUGAUCUGGCAUAUAGGCGCUUUUUGAAUGACAACGGGAAGUAUAUAGAGUUGCAGAAGUUGACGCUCCAAAACAAAAAGCUGGAAUUGCAGAUUACAGCAUAUAAGAACCGAUUACAGGAGCUGUCAAGGAUAACAUACAAGGACGACUUGUCCGCGUACCUCAGUCGCAACAAAAUAUCGGACAUAGUGGAGUUCAAAACGCCACCGGAGUUGGAGAAGCAGAUCUCGUCUCUGAGUAUUGCAAAUGGUUUUGGGUGUAAUGGGAAGGUGACUGAGUUUGGCGCAGAUGCGAUGUCAAACAACUCGACGGACACCAACAAUUCGAAUGACAAUAAUUUGUUGUUGUCAACUCCGCCACCAGUUCACAACAAUAAGACUGGUAUGCUCCUGGGUGACUUGUCUCCAAGCAAGACUCCAUCGGUAGGAACCAAACUGGAGGGUCUCCUCAUGAACUCGGACUCUGAUAGUGAAUUCGAUCCCCGUGCCUACGAAUCCGAGCCUGUGUCGCGAUUCAACUCUACCAUAGAGAGUCCAACGCCAAUUCUCGCUCCACCGCCAAAAACGCCGAAACGUCAAAACCAAAACGGGAAUGACCCGUUCGGCUCGACGCCGUUCACAGUCCCGGCUCAGUCGUUCGCUCCCAAGCCGAAUUAUGACAUUGACUUGAACCUUCAAACGUCAGUGUUCACGUCGCCCAAUCUGACAGGCUAUGACCCGUUUGACACGCAGAAGGCUGGCAUAUUCGGUUAUGGCAACAACUUUAAUGGAUUCACCAAUUUGAGCGAGAAGCGGGAGUUGGAUAGAGGAUUUGACGGGUUUCUGGAUAAGACCAUUACGGAAAUGAAGGACGGCUUCAGCAGAGGGAUCAGCUUUGGAAACGACGAUUUUUCAAUAGACAACCUCGAUCCUCUGAAGAAAAAUUAACUACGAAUGAGACAAAUUAGUUACAUUUAAGGCAAUAUAAAAUAUUUCUAAGCCUAUGUAUUAUAAGAUGUUACUCGGGGGUUAAUACUAUUAUAGUAAUCCACAGAUAAUUUAAAAAAAAUAGUUGCGAAAGCAAUAUAUUCUAUAUUUUUUUAAAGGCGGUCUUAUACACCCUUAUCGUGUAUGUCAUCUCCAUACAAAUUGGUUCAUCGUUUGGCUAGAUAGGUACAAGCCCCAAGGCUAACUUUUGAUUAUAAAAGGUA